This is a messenger RNA of Ctenopharyngodon idella (grass carp), 4210 nucleotides long. It is a transcript of the gene trak1b, whose product is annotated as trafficking protein, kinesin binding 1b. Gene Ontology annotation, biological process: neurogenesis; anterograde axonal transport of mitochondrion; endosome to lysosome transport. The record is from RefSeq and is a predicted model, not a curated record. Gene Ontology annotation, molecular function: GABA receptor binding. The transcript has 16 exons. Lineage: Eukaryota; Metazoa; Chordata; Actinopteri; Cypriniformes; Xenocyprididae. The coding region runs from base 382 to 2886 and encodes 834 amino acids. Gene Ontology annotation, cellular component: dendrite.
GCCAAGCUGGACAAGUCCAGUUCUGAGUGCUCGAGAACAGACUUUACAGAACCCGUGCACCUCGGACCCAUCCCAGAAGAACAGUAUGUAGGUGAAGGAACGGAGGAACCAGUGCCUCUAGCGCCACAUGCCCGCUACAGGGACGCAGAAACAAUCACAGAUGUUUGUAACAGCACAGAACUCCCUGAGGUGGAGAUUAUUAGUCUGUUGGAGGAGCAGUUACCGGUCUACAGGCUGAGGGCAGACAGUGUAUAUGGCUAUGAGCACGACGACUGGAUCCACACGCCUCUCAUCUCGCCCGACACACGCAUAGACCUCACCUCUGAGCAGAUUGAGGAGACCCUCAACUAUUUUUUGCUAUGUGCUGAGCGAGUGAGCCAGAUGACUAAGACCUACAAUGACAUUGACGCUGUCACAAGACUUCUGGAGGAGAAAGAGCGGGAUCUGGAGCUUGCUGCCCGCAUCGGUCAGUCCCUCCUGAAGAAGAACCGCGUACUGUCAGAGCAGAACGAAUACCUGGAGGAACAAGUGGGCACCAUCAGGGAAGAGGUGGCUCAACUACAUCAUGAGUUAAACCUAAAAGACGAGCUCCUGCAGUUCUACACUAAUGCAGUGGAGGAGAGUGAAGAGGGGUCUGGAUCGCCCACGGGUCAACAGGGAAGGGCAGGAGUUUCUGCUUGUAGCGGUUCAUCUCUGGAUAUUCUGCAGCAAAAACUUCGAGACCUUGAGGAGGAAAAUCUUUCUCUCAGAUCAGAGGCGAGUCAUCUGAAAUCUGAGACAGAGUCAUAUGAGGAGAAAGAACAGCAGCUGGUGAAUGACUGCGUCAGAGAGCUAAGGCAGUCCAGCAUCCAGAUCUCAAGUAUAGCUGAAGAGCUGGCCAGAAAGACAGAAGAUGCCUCUCGCCAACAGGAGGAAAUCACACACUUACUCUCUCAGAUUGUGGACCUGCAGAAAAAAGCCAAAACUUUUGCCAUUGAGAAUGAAGAACUUUCUCAGCACCUUUUGGCAGCUAAAGAUGCUCAGAGACAGCUCACAACCGAGCUGCAGGAGCUGGAGGAUAAAUACUCUGAGUGCAUUGAAAUGCUCCAUGAGGCUCAAGAGGAGCUCAAGAACCUACGGAACCGCAGCGUGUCUGCGGGAACUCCUCGACGCUAUCACCCUCUGGGACUUUUUCCCAUGGACUCCCUGGCUGCUGAAAUUGAGGGAACUAUGAGGAAGGAAUUGAGUCUUGAGAAUCCUGACAAUGAAGAACAGAGGGUCCGUCAUAAGCGUGUGUUUGAGACUGUGAAGAACAUCAACCAGUCUGUCAGACAGCGCUCUUCUGCUAAUUCUGCCACUAACAUUCCUGGGUCCAAUCAGACGCUGUCUUCUCUUAGGUCCACCCCAUCUGACAAUAGCAACAAUGCAGCGCCUGAUAACCGUACACAGAGCAUGCUCCACGAGACCGGCUCCUCAGAUGCUGCUGUGGACGCCUCUGAGAAACGACCUGGCUCUGAGGAGCUCAAGCUUGCUCUGCGGCGACUGUCUCUACGACGGCAGAACUGUCUGAGCGAGCGUCUCUUCUUUGAGGGGGAGCGAGAGAGGCGUAAUCGGGAGCCGGCGGACAGUGGAGAUUAUUCUAACAGACUUGUGCACAGUGAAAGCAUCAUGUCCCUGGGUGCUUGGGCCAGCCGCCCUUAUCUUCCUGACAAGCUCCAGAUUGUCAAACCUCUGGAAGGCUCAGCUACCCUUCAGCACUGGCAGCAGUUAGCUCAGCCUAAUCUGGGCGGUAUCCUGGAUGCUCGACCUGGUGUGGUCCCGAAAGGCUACCGUCCCUUGGAGCUGGACCUGGAGGAAGUAUAUCACUAUGCUGACUAUGAGGAGGACGAUCCUGGAGAGCAGUACUUCCAGAACCUUCCCACCACAAUCACAUAUAAUCCCAGUGUCCCUUCUGCCCAUAGCCUUGCCCCCUCAGCUUCCCCGUCACCAUGUCUCAGCACAGGUCAUGCUUCCAUAGAGUUCUCAAUGUAUUACCCAGGCAAAUGCAUGGCUCAUACAAGUUCAACCUACACCUUCACCACCUGCAAAAUCCUCCAUCCUUCUGAUGAGCUCACAAGGGUGACCCCCAGUUUAAACCCUGUCCCAACCUCGUCCUGCGUGAUGUCAAGCAGUCUCCGGUCGACGCCUGCCGCCACGCCCUGUACUCCUCGCCGAAUGAGUCUGUCCCAGUCACAAUCCUUCACCAACUUGCGGGACUCCACAAAAACCUUCAGCACCUCUUUGGGGCUGGUGCGCCUCCUGCAGGAGAGGGGCAUUUCUGCUGCUGUGUACCAGCCUCAGAGCUGGGACAGAGGAAGUGGAGGAGUCCUCUUUUCCACCUCAGUUCUUCCUCCUCCACCUCCUGACCCCCACCGCCCCACUACCCCACCCAAUUCCCCUACCCGUCGCACUCCUAGCCCAGGAUCGGUGGUUUCUGAUUCAGACACCUCCAUGCCUUUCUCUUUCAAAAGCCCAUCCUAUGAAAACUUUUUGGCUUCCAAGCCGGCACGGUCCAUUUUGAAAGAGGUAGCAGGGGUGUCCGGGGCUCAGGCUAAAGACUGUGAGAGCCAAACUGAUGUCAGUAUGUAUAAUCUCAAUUUGGUUGAUAAGCUAAAAAGGUUGGGGUUGGCAAGCCCUGGGGCUUCUGGGGCAACAGGGGGUGGGAUUCCAAGGCCAAGCCCGCUUAUAGGUCCUCUUGGUGGGCUUCGAAGGGCAGGGUCCCCCUUUAGUCCACUAAACGAAGGUAUGAGGAGGAAUCGGAGCUAUCCUGCUAUGGUUGGAGCCAGUAUGGCGAUGAAGGGGCCCGGCCCUCAAGGAGAUGAAAUGCUAUUGGCACCUAAACUACCUAAGCAAACAAGUCUCAAAUGAGUUAUGCAUAAUAAUGAAUCACACAAUCAAUAGUAGGACACUAACUUACUAACACAGAAGUCAUAACUUGUACAAACACACACUCUAACUUAAAGUAAUAAUUCACCAAAAAAUUUUUUGAUUCCAUCUUCAUUUGCUCACCGUCAUUCCAAACCUGUAUAACUUUACUAGAUAAAUUAUUUUAAAGAAUAUUUUAGCUGUUCAUACACUGAAAGUCAUUGGGAUCCAAAACUAUUGGACUUCAUUGACUUUUAUUGUAUGGACAAAAACAUUUUUCAAAAAAUCUUCAUACACAGUCAUACACAUUUGGAAGGACAUGAGAGUGAGAUAUGAGAAAUGAUGACAGAAUUUAAAUUUUUAGGUAAACUAUCCCUUUAAAAGCUACUUUAAAAACACAAGUUUAAAGUGUUUUAUCCGUGCUGAUGUUCUCUCCACACUAACUCCCUGAUUUGCCCUGUACAAUCUAAUGCGAUAUGUUCCCGUACCGAUAGGUACAUAGCCUUUGACCUCACUUUCACUUCCCAGUGCACAUGCAGGAAGGAAUAAACCAUCAAAAACCAACUGAACCGGAAAAUCUACAGUCACAUGUAUGAUUUGAUCACUAUAAAUUAGAACGUUAUCACGUUUGACAUGUAGUUUUUUGAGCUAAGGGUAUUUCCAGGAUAUAAUAAAAAUGUAUUGAUCCCGGAUCAAUGGUGUUCUGUCCCUGCUUUGGGCAACUAUAGAGAUGCGUUCUCUCUGGAUGCCUGCUGGUUUUGAAAGGUGGCGUUUGAGGCUGAUAAGUUGAUGCUGGCAGGGAGAAUAUGUAGGAUAGGUUUAAUCACUCACCUUGCCAACUCUCUUUUCUUCUGUUUUUCAGUUUAUAUCUUUUUUAGAAGAUAAAUCUUUAAUAAAGAAGUGAACAUUGUAGUUUUUUAUUCAGUAAGUGGAUGAUUGAAUUGAGGGUUGGCUACAUGGAUUGACUGAUUUCGGGAAGUGCUGCUGUCUAUAUAUGAAUCUCUACAUGUGGUUUUCUAUGAUAAAGCGAGUGCCUGUAUUUUAGUCAUCUGUCAUGCGAGAGUAUUUACUGAUUGAUUGGGAAAUGUUUGUGUAGCUGGAGAGCACUGUAAACUAGAAUGAGCACUGAGCACUUGUUUAAUUUCAAUUUUAUUGUCUUUCUUUAUUCAUUUACAUUGUUUUGUUGUUGAGAUGUGCACUUUGACGUUCUAAUGUGCUGUUACCACCUGACCUGUUUCAUAAAGUUUUUGAGAUUUAGUUUCUCUCAGGUAAAGGUCGUACAAGGGCAAAGGCUUAACGAUUAGUGACAACGCAUUGAUUUUUUUUU